Molecule: messenger RNA, 420 nt
Organism: Cryptosporidium ubiquitum
Lineage: Eukaryota; Apicomplexa; Conoidasida; Eucoccidiorida; Cryptosporidiidae
Product: 60s ribosomal protein L26
Exons: 3
Coding region: 1-420 (139 amino acids)
Biological process (GO): ribosomal large subunit biogenesis; cytoplasmic translation
Cellular component (GO): cytosolic large ribosomal subunit
Molecular function (GO): RNA binding; structural constituent of ribosome
Source: RefSeq, a predicted model, not a curated record
AUGAAGUUUAGCAAGGACGUAAGUUCAUCUGCUUCCAAGUGUAGAAAGAACCAUUUCGCCACCACAUCAACUCAAAGAAGAGAGUUGAUGGCUUCUCCUUUGUCGAAGGAGCUUAGACAAAAGUACAAUGUCCGAUCAUUACCAAUCAGAAAAGGUGACGAGGUUAUGGUCAUUAGAGGUUCCAAUCACGACUACGAGGGAGUUGUCACUCGUGUUCACAGAAAGAAGUUUGUCAUAAAUGUUGAGAGAAUCACCAGAAAGAAGACAAACGGAGAGUCUGUCCCAAUUGGAAUUCACCCAUCAAAUGUUGUCAUUACCAAGCUCAAGUUAAACAGAGACAGAAGGGAACUUCUUGCUCGCAAGAAUCGCUCAACUAAGAAGGGAAAAUACACAAAUGCUGAUGCAGCGGAUCUAGACUAG